AUGAGGAAAAAACACCCUCAAAAAGUCAACACCGGUUUGCCCGAAGAACGCUACUCUAGCAUCCAAUCGCCAUGGCUACUCUCUGUUCGUGCCGCAGUUCUUUUAUUUGUGGCUCCACUGGUCACAGCAAGCUUCUUCAUUACAAUUUCGCAGUUCGAAGGGUCUCUGUCCAGGCUCGUAACGAUCGGUUUUAAACAAGGCUUAUUGAAAAUUAUGAUAGCUCACGGUUUAAGCCUCAGUCUUAAGCCCACGAUUGCUUAUGCGUGUUAUAUCGCUCUGCAAGCUGUGUUAUUUCAACUGCUGCCAGGUCCAAUAAACACAAGCCAACGUACACCAGCUGGAUAUCUUCUCACAUACCGGACGAAUGGGCUGUAUGCAUGGGCGGUUACUCAUGCUAUCUAUGCGCUGCUCUGCUGGUACGGCCUUUUGGAUCCUGGGUUUGUGAUCAGGAACUGGAAUGGGAUAUUUGUGGCGAUGAACCUGUUUGGAUACUUGGCUGUCGUUUUUGCUUAUGCAAAGGCGUAUUUGAGACCUAGCCAUCCAGAGGAUCGCAAGUUUAGUGGCUCCGCGCUCCACGAUCUUUACGCUGGCAUUGAGCUGAAUCCAAGAAUUGGAAAAACCUUCGACUUUAAGUUCUUCACUAACGGAAGGAUUGGGAUGAUUACCUGGACAUUGAUAGAUAUCUCAAGCAUAGCGUACCAGCACCAAACCCACGGCACCGUAUCCUCAUCCCUAAUCCUCGUCACAACCCUCCAAACCAUCUACACGAUUGACUUCUUCGUCAACGAAUCCUGGUACCUCCGCACCAUCGACAUAACCCACGACCACUAUGGCUUUUAUUUGAUCUGGGGGUGUUUUUGCUUUCUCCCGGCAAACUACACGCUCCAAGCGCAGUAUCUAGCUCACUAUCCGACAUCACCCUCGACCAUCUACCUAGCCGCAAUAUUCAGCAUCGGUAUUGCUGGCUACUCUCUCUUCCGCUCCGUAAACAACCAAAAAGACUGCGUCCGUCGCUCAAACGGAAAUUGUCUGAUCUGGGGAAAACCAGCUCAGUAUAUUACAGCAACAUACAAAACAUCCGACGGUGUAGAGCACAAGAGUAUCCUCCUGUGCAGUGGAUGGUGGGCCUGUGCAAGACACGUGAACUACGUGGGCGAUUUGCUUCUGUCAUUUAGUAUGUGCGCGUUGGUUGGGACGGAUAAAUUGUUGGUGUGGUUGUAUGUGAUCUGGAUGGGGGGAUUGCUUGUUCAUCGGUGUAUUCGGGAUGAGGGACGGUGUAAAGCUAAGUAUGGAGUAGCUUGGGAUGAGUAUUGCAGAUUGGUGCCGUGGAGGCUUGUUCCGGGUGUUUGGUGA
Molecule: messenger RNA, 1353 nt
Organism: Aspergillus ruber CBS 135680
Lineage: Eukaryota; Fungi; Ascomycota; Eurotiomycetes; Eurotiales; Aspergillaceae
Product: ERG4/ERG24 ergosterol biosynthesis protein
Exons: 3
Coding region: 1-1353 (450 amino acids)
Biological process (GO): cholesterol biosynthetic process; brassinosteroid biosynthetic process
Cellular component (GO): endoplasmic reticulum membrane
Molecular function (GO): 7-dehydrocholesterol reductase activity
Source: RefSeq, a predicted model, not a curated record